Molecule: messenger RNA, 859 nt
Organism: Trematosphaeria pertusa
Lineage: Eukaryota; Fungi; Ascomycota; Dothideomycetes; Pleosporales; Trematosphaeriaceae
Exons: 1
Coding region: 125-859 (244 amino acids)
Source: RefSeq, a predicted model, not a curated record
UGUCCUCAUCGCUCCUCCCGAAGUAAUCCGCAUCCUUCCAUCUCAAGUGUACGAUCAUUCCCGUUCCCCGCGUCAGUACUCCACGGACAUACACGUAGUGCACCUCUGCCACCACCGCGCCAUCAUGUUCGCUCCGUCCUUCGCCCGAACUAACAUGGCCGAAGCCGCCGAUUACAACCCCCGCAAGCACGGUCUCAUCACUCUCGCUCCUGACACCGACGAGGUCGACUUUGGCGACGAAGCGCAGCCGCUGAACGCCAAAGACCACUCCGCUAAUCCAUCAGGAGGCGGGCUCUUUGGCUUUGCUUUCGCCAUCAAUGAUAGCUUCGCUCCUAAAUUUGGGGGCGGAGCCGGUUCGGAUGGUCUCACGCCUGCAGGGCCAGCUCCUACCGAGCGCCGCAAUCCCGCCAAGUUGCAGAAGAAGCGCCCGGCUGGUGAUGAUGGCGUGUCUUACUCUACUAUUCUGGGACUGAAGCGCAAGCCAUCCGACCACGAUAUCAACCCCAACACUCGGACCGCUCCCACGACCUACAAGGACGCCUCAGACCACAAUAAGAAGCGUCGUGUCGGUGACUACAACUACGUCUUCACUUCUAACCCGGAUAGCAUCACCCAAUCCGACCCGAAUACCAACGCCAACUCCGACCUCCAACUCCGCCGCCCGAAGAAGUACGCUUGGGGUACUUCUAAAGUGCGCCGCGGGUAUCGCAGCUUGAAGAUAUCCCUGACAGACAAAAUCACCUCGUUCUGGGGCGCUUCCAAGUCCUCGAAUGCGCCGACGAAUGAGCUGAGCUUCGACGAGAAGACCUUCAUGGUUGACUAUCCUCCUCUUCGUGACAUCGACAUGGGUGAGGCAUAA